GCAGUUUUAUUUUCAUUUUCAUUUUUUCAUUUUCAAUAUUUUUUUGUACGUUAUACACCAAAAAAAGACCACUUGAAUAUAUAAAUGGGAUCGGAUACUAAGGAAGACAUCGUGAUGGCAGAGACGCCAGUUGUAGAUACAGCCGCAGUCGAAAAGGCCCCGACAGCAGACACGCCAGCCAAGGAGAAGAAGGACAAAAAGGAAAAGAAGGACAGGAAGAGCAAGGAUGAGUCAGAUAGCACAAAAGACAAGCCCAAGAGCAAGGGCAAGAAGAAGAGCAGCGGCGGCAAAAAACCCGAGGUCGAGCCAAAGCCGCGGUCGCCCUGGAGUGUGUGGAUCGGAAACCUGCCGUACACAGUGACAAAGGACCAAAUCCGGGAGUUUUUCAAGCCCUGCGGCGGCGAGAUUACGCGCGUCAACUUGCCCAAGAAGGACGGCAAGAUUAGUGGCUUUGCUUAUGUGGACUUUGACAAGGCUGAGCCCGUCGGCCUGGCACUUGCAUACUCGGAGCAGACGAUGGGCGGUCGCGCCGUGCUGAUCAAGAGCGCCAGCGAUUUCACCAAAACCGGUGCCCCAUCACGCGUGGCUCCCUCGACCAACGAGGCCGCUGCGCCCAGAAGCGAAAAGCCCAAGGCUGCAGACAAGGGAAAGAAGACACCGGCGGCGGCGCGCAACAAGAACCCAACCAGCCCGACACUGUUUGUAGGCAACUUGAGUUUCGAUGUCAAGCGUAGCGACCUCAAGACUAUAUUCCGGCAAUUCGGCGACCUGUACGGCGUGCGCGUGGCCACCUUUGAGGACAACCCGGAGAAGUGCAAGGGAUUUGCCUAUGUUGACUUCAAGUACACGGACGACGCCACAAAGGCGAUGCAAUCGCCGGAACUCAAGGAGAUCGGAGGCCGCCGCACCCGCAUCGAGUAUGCCGGCGAGGAUGCGACAAAGAAGGGCCGGCCUUGGGAGUUUGAUCCCAAGACCAUGAACGUGAACCCAUCGCACGCCGUCCACCCGAUCAAGAAGCGCGCGUACGGCGCCAGGGGCAAUGCCGAUGACGACGACUCUGACGCCGAGACGAGCGCGCCAAAGGCUCAAGAGGCGCCCAAGGAGAGACCUGCUUAUAAUAGGAGGGAUUCGAACAAAAGAUCUCGCAAGCUUGAUACCGACAACAUGGCCGAGACGAAGCUCCAAGGUCUGCCCGUCGAGUUUGAGGGACAGAAGAUCACGUUCGGCGACUAAUUUUUUGUUUUGCGCUCAUUGGUUAUAUUUCAUUUUGUUCAACACAUAUUUUACAUUUUGGCAAACAAAAAAGUGGCGGAUAUAAUACAUCCCAGGUUAUAUUUCCAGCUGUCCGACCUUUUUGUAGUAGUCUGUGUUCUUGUCCUUUGGCAGGAGCAUCGACAGAAGCUCGAUGCGAGCGAUGACCUGCGUGCCAAGCUCAAAUUCUAUGUUUAGUUGAAAGUUGGUUCAAAGCGAAAAAUGAAGUAAAUAAAGCAAGACAUUGCAAUUGUAGUUAGUUGUGUUGUCAGUAGUGGAGACAUUUUAUACGGUAAGGUUUAGUUUCCCAAAAAAACACAGAAUAGACUGAUGCUCACCUCUAAAUGGCUCAUGCAAGGCA
Messenger RNA from Kickxella alabastrina, 1612 nucleotides. RefSeq lists its product as uncharacterized. Lineage: Eukaryota; Fungi; Kickxellomycota; Kickxellomycetes; Kickxellales; Kickxellaceae. The record is from RefSeq and is a predicted model, not a curated record. The transcript has a single exon. Gene Ontology annotation, molecular function: RNA binding. The coding region runs from base 85 to 1233 and encodes 382 amino acids.